AUGGCCUCCUUCUCUCCUCCAGUGAUGAUGACUUCCACUUUGGCUGGAUUUUCCCAUCAUCAUCAUCAUCAUGCUCAACAACAACGUGGAGGAAUGGCUCUCACUGAAUACGCUCAAACAAUCGUCAAUGUCAUUGAACAAACUCCAACACCUCCUCUUGAAUCUCUGAAUUUCUCAACCCUUCAUCAGAAUGUUCCACCGAAUGAGCUCUCUCAUCGAGGUAUGCUUCAUUCUCCCACGGAUGGUGCGUUGAAAGAAGUCUACUCCAAAUAUAGUCAUGAAUUAUUUGUUCAAAUUCUUCAAGUAUUGAGAGAGUACUUGUUGGGAGAAUUUCCUCAUUCUCUCUCUCCUCAAGUGGAACGGUUUCUUCAUGACCAUGUGUGUGAGUGGUGGUGGCGUAUUCAAGUUCGAGCCUAUGAUGAGAAUGUUCCUCCCAAUCAUCAUCAUCAUCAUUAUUCGUUUCAACAACGACAUUAUUCGCAUCAUCAUCAUCAGAGAGUAGUCACUCAUCAUCAUUCCUCUCAACAAACUCCGUCUUGUCCAUCAUCGUCUUCAACUUGUUCCUCACAUCUUCUUUCUUUCUAUUCCAAUUGUGAACAUAAGGUGAGAGAACUCUUGAAUACAACGUGUCCUCAUGGGAAUAAGAAAAUUCUGGCAGUGGCGAGUGCGAGUGGAUAUCCUCAUGUGGUGGAGUGGCUCAUUGAGAUGGGAUGUCAAAUCGAUAGUGAGAGUCCUCCGGGUAGAAGAACUCCCUUAUUUAUUGCUGCCCUUAAAGGUCAUCUUCCUGUUGUUCGUGUUUUGCUCGAAAAAGGUGCUUCUCCACAUCAUGAAAGUCUCUUCAGUGACGAUGUGGUGAUGGUCUCGUAUUAUUGUGGAGUGGUGAGACAACGUGUGUAUUUGACACCAGAAAAAGCAGCACUGAAAGCAGGACACUCACAGGUGGCACAUUUCAUUAGAGAAUUUGAUUUGGAAAUGAAUCGAGCGAAGAAGAGAGGUUUGAAUAAAUUUUUCAAACAUACGAAAGAGUUGUGUCUUUGGAAUUCCAAAGAUGAUGAAGAACGAUGGUUUCAUGGAGAAGCACCUCCUGUGUGGAGACGUGACGACCCGAACUCUCUUUCUGACAUUUCUUUUACACUUCACUAA
Molecule: messenger RNA, 1143 nt
Organism: Naegleria fowleri
Lineage: Eukaryota; Heterolobosea; Eutetramitea; Acrasida; Naegleriidae
Exons: 3
Coding region: 1-1143 (380 amino acids)
Molecular function (GO): protein binding
Source: RefSeq, a predicted model, not a curated record